CACCUUCCUCUUUCAUCCAUCUUCCCUCGACACCUCGUUGAUAAAGCUGCUCGGAAUACCAUUCAGAUGAAGACGCCUCACCUCUCUGUGCUUGCUUACCCUUCAAUCUGUCCACGAUGCCAUCCACGCGCUACGGCAUGCCCUACAUCCUCGAAGACACGACGGGCAGUCUCACCGGGUCUGAAUUCAUCGACAUCAACGAGCGGAUGCACUUCCGUGUCCGGUGCACGGCAAAAGACACUCAACACACCGCAUAUAUGAUCUACAACUCCCACCACAGCUCCAACCCGGGGCGCGUGGCGAUUCCCCUCCCCGUCGCGGGGCUGGACUUCGGGCGCGAGCACGCGUUGGGGACGAUCAGUUACUCAUCGGAGGGGGUGCCGAUGCGCAAAUACCUCGUCAGGCCAGAGAACAAAGUCAUCUCGUUCGGGAUCCAUAGUGGCGGGCACCGCGUUCGCCGCUUUCUCGCUUCAGACGGGCAGGUGUACCAAUGGGCUAGGAAGACCCAUGUGAAUCAGGAAUGGACGUGCACGGACCUGAACGGAUAUGUCAUUGCGUCGUACAGCCUAAAGUCCCCAGGCGAGCCGGACUACACGACUUCGUCUGGCUGUAUUCUGGAAAUUGCCGAACAAUUCGGUGGACUGGCCGUGGAGAUACUCGCCUCGCUGCUUAUCAUGCGGCACAUCGUGGCGUAUGACCUGUCAUGAGCGGCUGAAUUGUCCUCAACUCCGCGCUCCUCGUUCAAAUGUAUCUUACCGCAUCACCUAUUAUAUCCGCCGUCAGGCGCUCCAUGUUAUGUCUCUUACUCACACGCACAACCGCACGCUGCAAAGUGUUGUAAUUCCUCAUUGAUACCUGUACAUAUCCACCUAUUAGCUUUGCUCUGUUGUAUCCUGUAUAAAUGGAAGUGAAUUCAUGUCUACACUUCAUCUUAACACAAGCUUCGGUUUUCCCGAUGAAAAUCUGAUCCGCCACGUGCGUCUGCUCCGAGCCUUCGUGGUGGGUUCCCAAGCAUUGAUUUCAAUACUCAUCCUCAUCUAGUUCGGAGGUUCUCGCAAAUCUCCGACGAUUAUUGAUCUGAAGAUUCCUUCCCAUAUGUAAGGCUCGGCCCUGCACCAUAGCACAGAUGCACAGAUGAAGCACUGUGCAGAUACGACAUUGACUCGGGCGUUGCACGACUAGAGCUUACUUUUGUUUUUUGGAAUCCUCCUCCGCUGUUUUGAAAGAGUAUCCUUCUUCUCGUCCCCCUUCCGAUCAAUAUCUCCCCGGUCAUCAACCACGCCUGCCAGCCUCCGGAUCUGCUCCCAAUCGACCUCAAUGCCCUCCACCUCAUACGCCGUCCGGAAGGCCGGCUGGCUGUAGACAAUCCACGCCAGCCGGGCCUCACGCGUCAU
Molecule: messenger RNA, 1394 nt
Organism: Mycena citricolor
Lineage: Eukaryota; Fungi; Basidiomycota; Agaricomycetes; Agaricales; Mycenaceae
Source: the annotation of a GenBank genome assembly